AUGCUCCGAAAUUCAAAUGCAGCCCUACAUAUUCGAGUAUCUGGACUUGAGGUUGAGUUAGCCAAGAAAGACCGAGAACUGACUGAGCUCAUCAAGAAACUGCAUGAAGGAAAACCUGCCGGUAGUGCAAACAUUCCCCCUCAAUUAGUUGUGCAGCAAAGAGGAGGACGCAUGUUCAUGAAUCCAGAACGGAAAGAAGCUCUUGCGACUGGUGGGGCAAAUGCUGGAGGAGAAGAUAAGCGAGCAGUUGUCUCUGUGGACGGAGCGGUUCGUCGGCAAUGGAGAAUGCCCAACGAGAAACCAGUGUGGACAGGUUGUUGGACCGCUGCCAACAAGGUAACCCUGGGCCUUGGAGAUGGACGGGUUCUUGAGUAUGCUGUGGAUUCGGAUUCUACGGAACCAUUGCGGGACUACACUCAAGGAGUUGGCCAUCUUCCCAUAAUUUUCACAGGAUUUGAUCCUGCUUCAUCAACCUUGCUCGUGGCUUCAUUCAAAAAACUCGUAGC
This is a messenger RNA of Cooperia oncophora, 506 nucleotides long. NCBI's taxonomy places the organism in Eukaryota, Metazoa, Nematoda, Chromadorea, Rhabditida, Trichostrongylidae. The record is from the annotation of a GenBank genome assembly.